This is a messenger RNA of Miniopterus natalensis, 2672 nucleotides long. The record is from RefSeq and is a predicted model, not a curated record. NCBI's taxonomy places the organism in Eukaryota, Metazoa, Chordata, Mammalia, Chiroptera, Miniopteridae.
AAGUGUUUAAUACUCAUUUCAAAAUUUUGUUUAACAAAAAUAUUUCUAUAUAUAUGUUAUAUAAGGUUUCCAGGUCCGGUUGUCACAGCUUUGAAAGGUGGUAGCACUGGUAAAGAUGAUGCAAAAAUUGAUAUUUAUUUACUUCACUAAUUUUUAUACUUGAUAAAAGUUUACCUCCCUAGUAUUUUUUUCUGCUGUAAGACUCCAGUGUUGCUGCUAGAUGUGUCCUCACUAUCGCUCAAAUUCAUGCCUAAAUGUUUUUGUUUUAUUUUGUUUUAUUAAAAAAAGCAUAAGGGAUGAACUGUGGUGAGUGAAUAUCAUCCCAAAGAGUACGUAGAGUGAAACCAAGUGAUCUGUAGAAAAAGCAGCCAGGUUUUCAAGGGAAAUUAACUGUUGCUUCUGCCAUGAGAAGUUAAAUCUGUUUUUUCUAUGAAAGUGUAGAUAUUAAUAAUCUAAACUGCCUUUAGAAAUAUGUUACUCACACUGUCUCCACUCAGUGAAUGAUAUCAGUGUGUCUCAGUGAGGGCUUCCUUUUGCUGAUUCUUCCCCAGACUGGAAUUCCUGCUGGGCAGUUGGCUGAGACUCAGGAAAUGCAGCUUACCACUGAAACACACAAGAAGUCAGAGUUUUUCAAAGCUGUAAGGGGAGGUGACUCCAGGACUAUCCCAGGUGGAAUAUGCACUUCGCAGACACAAAUUAAUGUCUCUGAUCCACAAGGAAGCACAAGGCCAGAGUGGGACAGAUCAGACAGUGGUUUUGCUGUCCAACCCUACAUACUACAUGAGCAAUGACAUCCCCUAUACUUUCCAUCAAGACAACAAUUUCCUGUACCUGUGUGGAUUCCAAGAGCCCGAUAGCAUUCUGGUCCUUCAAAGCCUGCCUGGCAAGCAGUUACCAGCACACAAGGCCAUGCUUUUUGUGCCUCGGAGAGACCCCAGUCGAGAACUUUGGGAUGGCCCACGAUCUGGCCCUGAUGGAGCAAUAGCUCUAACUGGUGUGGAUGAAGCCUAUACGCUGGAUGAAUUUCAGCAUCUAGCAUCCAAACUGAAAGCUGAGACAAAUACACUGUGGUAUGACUGGAUGAGGCCCGCUCACGCACAGCUUCACUCGGACUACAUGCAGCGCCUGACUGACGUCAAAACCAAGAGCAAGAACAAGGUGCGGGCUGUCCAGCAGCUGGUCCAGCGCCUCCGGCUCAUCAAAUCUCCUGCUGAAAUUGAACGAAUGCAGAUUGCUGGGAAGCUGACGUCACAGGCCUUCGUGGAGACCAUGUUUGCCAGCAAGGCGCCGGUGGGGGAGAGCUUCCUGUACGCGAAGUUUGAAUUCGAGUGCCGGGCGCGGGGCGCGGACAUCCUGGCCUACCCGCCGGUGGUCGCGGGAGGCAGCCGGGCCAACACGCUGCACUACGUGAAGAACAACCAGCUCAUCAAGGAUGGGGAAAUGGUGCUGCUGGAUGGAGGUUGUGAAUUUUCUUGCUAUGUGAGUGACAUCACCCGUACCUGGCCUGUCAAUGGCAGGUUUACAGCAGCUCAGGCAGAACUCUACGAAGCUGUUCUAGAGAUCCAGCGAGAUUGUCUGACCCUCUGCUCCCCUGGAACAAGCUUGGAAAACAUCUACAGCAUGAUGCUGACCCUGAUAGGACAGAAGCUUAAAGAGCUGGGGAUCAUGAAGAACAGUAAGGAAAAUAAUGCCUUCAAGGCUGCUCGAAAAUACUGCCCUCACCAUGUUGGCCAUUACCUCGGGAUGGAUGUCCAUGACACUCCAGACAUGCCCCGUUCCCUCCCACUACAGCCCGGCAUGGUGAUCACAGUGGAGCCAGGCAUUUAUAUCCCAGAGGAUGACAGAGAAGCGCCCGAGAAGCUUCGUGGUCUUGGGGUACGGAUUGAGGAUGACGUGGUGGUGACGCAGGACUCCCCUCUCAUCCUUUCUGCAGACUGUCCCAAAGAGAUUGGUGACAUCGAGCAGAUCUGCGGCAGGUCCUCUUGACCCUCAUUGCAGCCCAUGUGCCUCUCAGGUUCACGGGGCACCUGGGCACCUGAGCUUUCUGAGUGUUGUCUGUGCGGGUGCAUCUAUGUGCGUUUCACUUGGCAGUGUGGGAACUUUAUGAAUGUAUGUAAUUGUGUGUGUGCUCUUGUUUUAAGUAACUAGAAAUCUGAAAAAUUGAAUUUUUGGACUGUUUGUUACUGCAGCUUUAGUUACAUCAAUUCUGUAGAAUUAAUGACCUAGGCAAGUUUAAUUUUUAAACACAGAGGUAGAUCUUGUUACAUAUGUUCAUGCAUUCCAGUUAACAUAUUUAAAUGUACAGAAAUUCUCUCCUCUCCAGCUCUUUUCCUUUCAGUGCUUUUGCUGAGACCCAGCUAAUAUCAUAUUUGUGUGAUGCUUAUAUUUUGAGCAAACCACCAAGGUCUCUGCCUACACAAAAAGCCACCCGUCAGUGAUUGUGUGUGGCCAAUAUGUGCCUUUGUACUCGUACCAACCUAUUCUAGAGCUUGCACAUCUACUGGAGCCACUGAGCCCUCAUGGGCACUGGUGUCCUGCCUCCCACCAUUCAGCUGCCAUCCAGAUUCCAGCAACAAUAUCUAUCAGACAUAACAGUUUUGAGCCUUUCUUGCCACGUGGUUGCCUAGGGCCUAGAAAGUAGAUUCUUGAUAAGGAAGGACAAGGAAGAGAAA